Messenger RNA from Suillus discolor, 678 nucleotides. RefSeq lists its product as uncharacterized. The coding region runs from base 121 to 588 and encodes 155 amino acids. NCBI's taxonomy places the organism in Eukaryota, Fungi, Basidiomycota, Agaricomycetes, Boletales, Suillaceae. The transcript has a single exon. The record is from RefSeq and is a predicted model, not a curated record.
UCCAGACGGCCAGUCGAUAGUGGAUUGAUCGGUGUGCUUUCUCUUCUCAGAUGUUACGGGCCACAGAGAGGUGGUCGCGAAUGAAGACACUACAAAGCCACGGAAGUACGACAUUCACCCAUGGCUCGAGACUCUUUCGCUGCAUGUGAUUCAUCUCCCUAUGUGCCUCCCAACGCAUCUUUCGCGCAGAAAGACAAAGGUUCCAGCUCCUCUCAUCAUUCUGGUGGGCCCCCACCAUCAGUAUUGCGACUUGAGCAUGCUUUGCAGCCUUACAGAGAGCACAGCGAUGAUGAUGCAGAAAGUGGUCACAUAAUGGAUGCAUGGCAGCCAUUCUCAGGUCCAGGUCCCCGCAGCUCAUACGACCACACAUCCAUUAGCACACCUCCCCAACACUUCAAUUCAGGUUUCUCCCGCAUUGGUGGCGGUCACGCCCACUAUGACUCACCAUACGCGUCGUUCGUCGUUAUUCGGGCAUGGAAGCCUCAAUCAUCACAACCCAAUACUCAUCCACACAUUCACAAGGUUAGAUACUCAAUGGACAAAACUGGAGCAGGACCUUCUUCGCAAGCAAAAUCUCUGAAGCCAUGAAUUGACAUUAUAAUGUGCAUACACGCCUUUUACGCUUUGUUCUUACCUUGUCCUACUUUGCAUUUAUGAUGUACCACCUCGUGGUUCUUA